AAUGCAUAUUAUUUAAACAUUGCUGGCACCUAAGAAUUCUGAUCUUCUCCAUGCCUGUGCAAUGCCUGGAAAUAUCCUGUUGCCUAGGAACUCUUUCUGCCCUUUCUGUGCAGCACCUCUGUGAAGCGGGUCCCUAUUAUGUCCAUUUUACCAAGAAUGAGUGCUGUUGGAGGUGUUGGAGCACAGCUAGCAAUGGAGAACGCUCUGACAGCCCGGGAUCGGGUGGGAGUCCAGGACUUUGUCCUCCUUGAGAAUUUCACUAGCGAAGCGGCUUUUAUUGAAAAUCUCCGGAAACGAUUCAAGGAAAAUCUGAUCUAUACCUACAUUGGCUCUGUCCUGGUCUCAGUGAACCCAUACAAGGACCUGGAAAUCUACAGCAAGCAGCACAUGGACCGCUACCGUGGUGUCAGCUUCUACGAAGUCUCUCCUCACCUCUAUGCCAUUGCGGACAAUGCGUAUCGCUCUCUGCGCACAGAGAGGAAAGACCAAUGUAUCCUGAUAUCUGGGGAAAGCGGAGCUGGCAAGACUGAGGCCACCAAGAAGAUCCUGCAGUACUAUGCCAUGACGUGCCCUGCCAGUGACCAAGUGGAAACGGUGAAGGACAGGCUCCUGCAGUCCAAUCCAGUCCUUGAGGCUUUUGGAAAUGCAAAAACCCUGCGCAAUGACAAUUCCAGCCGGUUUGGGAAAUACAUGGAUGUCCAGUUUGAUUACAAGGGAGCUCCUAUUGGAGGCCACAUCCUGAACUACCUUCUGGAGAAGUCCCGUGUUGUGCACCAGAAUCACGGAGAGAGGAAUUUCCAUAUAUUCUAUCAGCUGCUGGAGGGAGGGGAAGAAGACCUGCUCAGGAGGCUGGGGCUUGAGAAGAACCCCCACCAAUACCAUUAUCUAGUGAAGGGCCAGUGUGCGAAAGUCAGCUCCAUCAAUGAUAAGAGUGACUGGAAAGUCGUGCGCAAGGCUCUGUCGGUCAUUAACUUCAAUGACAACGAGGUGGAGAAUUUGCUGAGCAUUGUUGCCAGUGUGCUGCACUUGGGAAAUGUGCAGUUUUCUGCCGACGAACAGAGCAACGCUCAAGUGGUCACGGAGAACCAGAUCAAAUACCUGGCCAGGCUGUUGGGUGUUGAAGGCUCUCUGCUCCGGGAAGCGCUGACCCACAAAAAGAUCAUUGCAAAGGGGGAAGAGCUGAUCAGCCCCCUCAAUCUGGAGCAGGCAGCCUAUGCACGAGAUGCUCUUGCCAAAGCAGUGUACGGGCGCACAUUCUCCUGGCUUGUGAAUAAGAUUAACAAGUCACUCACAUACAAGGAAACGGAGAAUCUGGGCUGGAGAAGAAGCUCCACCGUACUUGGACUGCUGGACAUCUAUGGAUUUGAGGUGUUCCAACACAACAGCUUUGAGCAGUUUUGUAUCAACUACUGCAAUGAGAAACUGCAGCAGCUCUUCAUCGAACUCACCUUGAAAUCUGAGCAAGAGGAGUAUGAGGCAGAGGGCAUAGCGUGGGAGCCAGUCCAGUAUUUUAACAACAAAAUCAUCUGUGACUUGGUGGAAGAGAAAUUCAAAGGCAUCAUUUCAAUUUUGGACGAGGAGUGUCUGAGGCCAGGAGAAGCCACAGACAUGACCUUCUUGGAGAAGCUGGAGGAGACGAUCAAGAACCACCCUCACUUCCUCACGCACAAGUUGGCAGAUGCAAAGACCCGGAAGUCCUUGGGCCGAGAAGAAUUCCGUCUCCUGCAUUAUGCUGGGGACGUUACCUACAGUGUUGCAGGUUUCCUGGAUAAGAACAAUGAUCUCCUUUUCAGGAACCUGAAGGAGGCCAUGUGCAACUCAGAGAAUCCCAUCAUUAACCAGUGCUUUGAGAGGACAGAGCUGACUGACAAGAAGAGGCCAGAGACGGCAGUGACUCAGUUUAAGAACAGCCUCUCAAAGCUGAUGGAAAUCCUGAUGUCCAAGGAGCCGUCUUAUAUUCGCUGCAUUAAGCCUAAUGAUGCCAAACAGGCUGGCCGUUUUGAUGAAGUUUUGAUCCGACAUCAAGUAAAAUAUUUGGGUUUGAUGGAGAACUUGAGAGUGCGAAGGGCUGGAUUUGCUUAUCGACGGAAAUAUGAAGUCUUCCUCCAAAGGUACAAAUCACUGUGUCCUGACACUUGGCCCACCUGGGAUGGACGGCCCCAUGAUGGAGUGGCUGUGCUCUUGAAGCACCUGGGUUACAAGCAAGAGGAGUUUAAGAUGGGCAGGACAAAAAUCUUUAUCCGUUUCCCCAAGACGCUGUUUGCGACUGAAGAUGCCCUGGAAAUCCGGAAGCAGAGCCUGGCCACAAAGAUCCAGGCAUCCUGGAGAGGCUUCCACCAGCGGAAGAAAUUCCAGCAGAUGAAGAGUGCAGCCAUCACUAUUCAGUCUUGGUGGCGUGGGACUUUGGGACGCUGCAAGGCUGCCAAGAAGAAGUGGGCUGUGAUGACCAUUCGACGAUUCAUCAAGGGCUUCAUUUACCGGAACUACCCUCGCUGCCCCGAGAACGAAUACUUCCUCGACUACAUCCGUUACGCCUUCCUGAUGAACCUGAAGCGUAACCUGCCGAAGAAUGUUCUGGAUAAAUCUUGGCCAGUACCUCCACCAUCACUGCAAGAGGCAUCUCAGCUGCUGAGAGCGCUCUGUAUGCAGAACAUGGUCUGGAGCUACUGCAAGAGAAUCAGCCCUGAGUGGAAACAGCAGCUGGAGCAGAAAGUGGUGGCCAGUGAGAUCUUUAAGGAUAAAAAGGACAAUUAUCCUCAGAGUGUCCCCAGGCUCUUCCUUAAUACUCGGCUUGGUAAUGAAGAGAUCAGCGCCAAAGUCCUUCAGGUGCUGGGAAAUGAGUCAUUGAAGUAUGCAGUUCCUGUGAUCAAGUAUGACCGGAAAGGCUACAAGGCUAGAGCUCGCCAGCUGCUGCUCACUCAGAAUGCAGCUGUGCUAGUCGAAGAGUCCAAAAUCAAGCAACGGAUUGACUAUGCCAACCUGACAGGCAUCUCACUCAGCAGCCUGAGCGACAAUCUCUUUGUUCUUCACGUACUCCGGGAGGAUAACAAGCAGAAGGGAGAUGUUGUACUACAAAGCGAUUUUGUGAUUGAGACUCUAACCAAGAUCGCCAUUUGUGCCAACAAAGUGAACAACGUGAACAUCAACCAGGGCAGCAUAAAAUUCACCGUUGGACAAGGCAAAGAAGGCAUCAUUGAUUUCACAUCAGGAUCUGAACUACUCAUAGCCAAAGCCAAGAACGGCCAUCUUGCUGUGGUGGCUCCUCGUUUGAAUUCUCGAUGACGAAAGGUGCUCAUUUUGCAAAGACUUCUCUUUGACUACUUCAUGUAUCUUUGGCUGGGCCUUUUCCCUGCCGCCCUUGAGGGAGGUGGGUACAGCUGCUUUACUGAAAUCUUUUAUAGCUACCAAAGACCUGCACAUCCAAAGAAUCCAUCUUUAAUUGUACCCUUGGUUCGCAUCCUAUCAAACAAAAGCCAUCCUCCUUCCUUGUAGCACGUGGCCUCGGUGGCACCAUCAACUCCUGACACACAACAGCAAGCAAGAGAGGGGAAAUCUGCAGUGUUGCAUCAGCCAAUUCAGUGAAAUGCCAAACUUUAUACUACAAAAUAGUCUAUGAAGAAAUUUUCUCUAAGAUUUUUGAUGCUUUGUAUGAAAAUAUUAAAAGCCAUAAUGUAUAAUAGAGUACAGUUUGUAAAUACAUCCACUUAGCUUGUGGUAUGGGAUGUUUGCACUAUGAAGAUCAUUGGUUUUGAUUGGGUUGUGGCAACAAGCUGAGGCACUUUUGCAUCUUUGUUGCCUUUCCUAGAUUCAGGGGGGCUCUGCCAGACACAGCGUCUCUCUUAUCUCUUUUCCACACCUCAGACUUGUUUGAAUGACUUGGCGGUACUUGUACUCUGUCCCCAUAGCAAAUGACUAGUUCAGGGUUCCCCAACGAGGCACCUGUGGCUGUCAUGAUGCCCAUCAGUACUUCCCCUGGUGCCCACUGAGCUUCUCAGGACGUUGGUGGGACCAUUGUAAGGCAGGUCUUGUUAUUGGUGGCCUUACUCAAACAAAGGGGUUUCCACAGCUGCAAUACCAGCUGCAGCCACUGAUGCAUCAGAUGGACUCGAUUAGUGACCAGACUUUCCUUGGUCAGUGUGUGGUUCCAUUUCAAGUUUUUUCUCCUUCCUGCCUCCAUGGGCUUUCUUUUUUUUCUUUUUAUUCCCCUUCUGCGAUUCCUUUGCAGUGUGAGGAGAGGCAGUAUUGCAUUUUACUCCACCUCCUGAGGCACCAAUUUUAGGCUAGUCUCCCACUUCCUGCAGUACCCAUUUGGGAGUGAAGCUCCCACCCUCGAUUCUAAAGGUGCCUCCGCAGGCUUUAAAAGAUCGACAACCCCUGCACCUAGUUCUUUACAACAAACUCCUUGCUUAAAUCCCAUUCUCAAUUCACUUUAGAAAUGCCUUUUCAAAAUACCCUGUCACAAAUAAUCAGCUUGUCAAUGUUUAGCUGUUACUGGUGGAGCCCUGCUUUUCAGAGUCACAAGCGCUUCAAAGAGAAUGUAAUUUUUUUAAAAGCAAUGUUAUUGCUGCUACAACACUAAUCUCCAGUUUGGGCAACAGAAAUUCACCAUUUUUCUUUUUUGCUUUAUUUACUAGCACUUUUAUGUCAAAUAGUUCUUUUGGCACACCUGAUUGAUGCACACAAUGCCAAUGACCGAUUCAGAGGUUUUGCCUUUUUAAUCAUCUAUCUAUGCUUGAUUCAUUCUAACUUUUUAUAGGACAUAAUUUAGCCACAGAGUAAAGAUGCUCUUCCGCCACGUCCCAUUUUGACAACUAAAGGUUGUGAUUUUUCAGCUAUCCCCUAUGUUCAUCCAUCCUUCAUGGGCAGGAGAAACAACUUUGGUACAAAAACCAGGAAACAAGCUUAUUCUGCAUUCCCAACUGUAAGAAGUUUCUUUAAGGCAGGCUGAGUUGUAUUACUGGCUGGAAAGCUCAUGCAUGUAUCAUUUUGUUUCUCUGUGAAAGCCCCUACUGGUGGCAGUGGCCGCCCAAGGCCCAGCGGAUUGUCUUUUCCUGUUGGGGAUAAAUGCUGUUUAUGGUGUCGUGUAUAUAAAAUAUAAUGCUCUAUGCACUGUGCUAGGUAAAUCGAGAUAUACUUGCCAAAUAAAUUUUUACUAAAAUUU
This is a messenger RNA of Eublepharis macularius, 5161 nucleotides long. RefSeq names its product myosin IC (gene MYO1C). Gene Ontology annotation, molecular function: actin filament binding; microfilament motor activity; ATP binding. Lineage: Eukaryota; Metazoa; Chordata; Lepidosauria; Squamata; Eublepharidae. The transcript has 32 exons. Gene Ontology annotation, biological process: actin filament organization; vesicle transport along actin filament. Gene Ontology annotation, cellular component: microvillus; actin cytoskeleton; vesicle. Bases 139 to 3282 code for a protein of 1047 amino acids. The record is from RefSeq and is a predicted model, not a curated record.